Messenger RNA from Callorhinchus milii (elephant shark), 2624 nucleotides. RefSeq names its product O-6-methylguanine-DNA methyltransferase (gene mgmt). Gene Ontology annotation, molecular function: methylated-DNA-[protein]-cysteine S-methyltransferase activity. Bases 27 to 659 code for a protein of 210 amino acids. The transcript is spliced from 6 exons. NCBI's taxonomy places the organism in Eukaryota, Metazoa, Chordata, Chondrichthyes, Chimaeriformes, Callorhinchidae. Gene Ontology annotation, biological process: DNA repair. Gene Ontology annotation, cellular component: nucleus. The record is from RefSeq and is a predicted model, not a curated record.
CUGGCAAAGUGAAAGAAGUUGCCAAGAUGAACAACAUAAGCCUGUGCAAGCAGAUGACAGCAGCACUGAGGAGUCCUCUUGGUAUCAUCCAAGUAUCUGGCUGUGAAGAAGGCAUCCACUUCAUUCAGCUCCAGGAGAAGUAUGUACCCGAGGACAGAUAUUAUGAAGCAAAAUUGAUAUCAAUCAUGACAAGAGUGGCCUCAUUUACUUGUGAGGUAUGUGAAAGCCAAGAGGAAAUGACAGCACCACUGAAACAGUGUAUGACCUGGCUUCAGGCCUAUUUCUCUGAACCUUGGACAACGGAAAAACUUCCUCUCCCUGCCUUUCACCAUCCCACUUUUCAACAAGCUACCUUCACCUGCAGAGUGUUGUGGACCCUGCUGAGUAACGUGAAGUUUGGAGAGACGACCUCUUACAAGCAGUUGGCAGCACAAGCCGGCAAUUACAAAGCAGUGAGAGCUGUGGGAGGAGCAAUGAGGAGCAAUCCUGUGCCAAUUAUUGUGCCCUGCCACCGAGUGAUCUGCAACGAUGGACAGAUUGGUAAUUAUAUGGGAGGAAAAGGAAAUCACCUCAAACAAUGGCUACUUACACAUGAGAAGCUCCUGAAAGAGAGACGAGAAACAUUUCAGGGACUUUGUCCAAUCCUGCCACACAGCUAGAGUGCCUGCUGAUGAUACUCGGAAUAAAACAAGCUCUUAACACAUCCACUAUUAUUUAGGGAAUUUGUAAAUAUUUGAGUGACUUAAAAAGAUAAAGGAAACUUGAGAGUCAGAUAUGUGGUGGCACCACUACUAUAUUAAAAAGGCUGUAUGCAUCCUGAGGGACACUGCAUGUAUAGCCUUUCUUGUUUUUUACAUUUUACAGAAGAAUGACUACAGAGGACUGUGCCUGUUGUGUAUGUAUUUUGUUCCCAUCUACAGCCUUUUUGUUCUAUUUUUAAUGGCCAUUAAAGCAAGGCUAAGGGAGUGGGAGGGGCAUGGCAAAUGUUAGGUGCAACUGCCCCUGUAAGGAAGCAUCUGGCUCACAGAGGGGACAGCCAACAGUCUGGAGCUUGCGUGUUACUGGAAGCAAAAUGAAAUCCUGAGGCUUCAGCACACACCUCCUUAUUCCUGCACUGCAUUGAAUUUGUCCAGCUUGGAAAACUGUACCUCAGCCAAAUUACUGUCAAAUGCGUGGCCUGCUCUCUUUGAUGUUUGAGCUGUUGAAAUAUUUCUUUUCAUAAACACUUUUGACAAAACGGUCACAAAAUCAUUCAUUCUUUAUUUUUUUUGCUCCAGAGAUGGUUUAAUCAUUGUUACAAUUUGAUUAUUGCCCUUCAGUUUUCAUUUAAUAUAAACUUAUUUCUUUCGGGUAUAAAAUGUAACAAAUGCAAUAUAGAGAGACUACUUGUUUAGUUAGCAAGUUAUCAUUGUGGGAGAUGGAUCACUGAUAUGAGCUACAUCUUGGAGUAACAUUUUAAAGACCAAUGCUUUCAAAUGUUAAGUUGGGUAAAUAAAUGGUGUAUUUCGGGUUAAGAUUGUUUUUUUUCCAUGGGAAUUAUUUUAUUGGUUCAACGUUUGGGUCACAGAAAACGAGAGAGAGAGCUCUCGUUGCAACUUUCUUUUCCCACUGAAGACAAUGUUUGAGCAACAGCAUUUAUCCUGCCCAGGGGCCUUUUCAUGCUCCCAUUUGCUCCCAUUGUUAGUCACUGAGGACACAUGCAAGGAUGUGAUAUAAUUAGUACAUUCUGAACAGAAAUAAAAUGGAAAGAUUAAAAACUGGGCAGUGUAGUUUGGGAAAAUAAAGCAAAGCUUCUAUUGUUGCAUAACCACAUAUUAUGUCAAAUGUGAUUAAUCACAGAAUAAUCAAUUAAAGGUCACAAGCUACCACAAUUUUUCACCAGCUUGCAGCUCUUCCUUUAACAACUUAACUUACCAUCAAAAUAAAGGGAGAACAGAUGAGUUACUCCCUGCCACACAUUUGAAACAGCAAAAGUUCAAGCUGUUACAGAGACCGAAAGUGAAAAUGUUUUAAAUCAUAUUAAUGGAUGAGACUUUUUUUGUUUGGCUACUUCAUUGCAGGAACACAUAUAAGGAAUAGAAACUUGUUUCUGUGCCCACACAAAUCUGAGUUUAACACUACCAGUUAUGGGAACGCAAAAGAUUUUACAUUCCAUUUUAUUUUUAAUAUGGUACUAUAGGAUAUUCAUUGUGGCAUAUGCCUUGGGAUAACAAGCAAGUUCAACUAUCAGAAACUACAUUGUAAUGGAAAUAGAAUAUUCCUAUCCGUAGAAAUCAAGGUACAUAAGAUAGUGGGUAAUGUUUAAAAAUGCUCGUAUCCUGAGGCCAAUUACACAAUGUAACAUAUGUGUCCCAAACAAUUAAAGACAUUCACUAUUUUGCCACACAAAGAAAUUAAGUAGCACUCAGACAGGUAAGCAUAGAAAUACUGAAUUUACACAAUUAAAACUGAGUUUAUGUAAACUAUUAAGAUAAGAUAAUUAAGCAACAGUUAAAGGCAUUUAUGUAAUCACAUUGUGUGCUUUGGGUUGCAUUUGUUUAUUAUGUAAUGUUUUGUAAGUUCUUUUUCCCUUUGUUGUUAAAAUAGAAAUCUUCAAUGUUUUCACUUGUAAUGCAGACCAUUUG